AGUAGUUGACAUUUACAAGGAGCAGCGCCCCCAAAGGUCUUUAGCUGUUUUUUAAGGGGAGAACAGCCUUUACCCUCUUUGGACUUUUUCUUCGUUUUUUUUUUUUUUGGAGACGGAGUUUCGUUCUUUCGCCCAGGCUGGCGUACAGUGGCGCGAUCUCGGCUCACUGCAACCUCUGCUCCCCGGGUUCAAGCGAUUCUCCUGCCUCAGCCUCCCGAGUAGCUGGGAUUACAGGUGCCCGCCACCACGCCCGGCUGAUUUCCUCUUAAGACUUUCUACAGCUUCCUUAUGAAAUCUUCUGACUGGGCCUUGAGCAAUAAGGUCUUUUGCUACAAUUUAGUGCUCUUUUCCUCACACUAAAUCGAAAACUCUCCCUGUUGGUCCUGAUCUGUUUCAGUCAGGCAAAUUACAUCCUGGGAAAACGUCAGAUGACAGGGGAGGCCACUCGCUUCCUGCUCAUCCAGUUUCGACACUUUCUGUGCUUUCAUUAGCUUCCAGACCUCAGCCCUGGCCCUCGCUUUACUGUACAGUCAGAACUGGUUUCUACGCCUCGCGAGGGUGGGAGGUCGUGUAUGGGAGGAGGACCGCUUCCCACCAGCCUCGUUGGGAAGCCAGGAGAAAUCUCUUCAAAUCCUGCGAUUCAGAGUCAAGUCCCAGUCGUCCUUUUUCUGGUCGGCCCAGAACUGUUUGUGCCUCCUCCCUCAUGAGGAAUGAUGUCAGUGGGGCCGCGGUCGCCGCCCACGAAGAGUGUUGUUAAAAAAGCAGACAUGAUCAACAAAAAUAUGACUCAUCAGGUCCAAGCUGAGAGAGAUGCACUGGCACUAAGCAAAAGCCCAUUCAUUGUCCAUUUGUAUUAUUCACUGCAGUCUGCAAACAAUGUCUACUUGGUAAUGGAAUAUCUUAUUGGGGGAGAUGUCAAGUCUCUCCUACAUAUAUAUGGUUAUUUUGAUGAAGAGAUGGCUGUGAAAUAUAUUUCUGAAGUAGCACUGGCUCUAGACUACCUUCACAGACAUGGAAUCAUCCACAGGGACUUGAAACCGGACAAUAUGCUUAUUUCUAAUGAGGGUCAUAUUAAACUGACGGAUUUUGGCCUUUCAAAAGUUACUUUGAAUAGAGAUAUUAAUAUGAUGGAUAUCCUUACAACACCAUCAAUGGCAAAACCUAGACAAGAUUAUUCAAGAACCCCAGGACAAGUGUUAUCGCUUAUCAGCUCGUUGGGAUUUAACACACCAAUUGCAGAAAAAAAUCAAGACCCUGCAAACAUCCUUUCAGCCUGUCUGUCUGAAACAUCACAGCUUUCUCAAGGACUCGUAUGCCCUAUGUCUGUAGAUCAAAAGGACACUACGCCUUAUUCUAGCAAAUUACUAAAAUCAUGUCUUGAAACAGUUGCCUCCAACCCAGGAAUGCCUGUGAAGUGUCUAACUUCUAAUUUACUCCAGUCUAGGAAAAGGCUGGCCACAUCCAGUGCCAGUAGUCAAUCCCACACCUUCAUAUCCAGUGUGGAAUCAGAAUGCCACAGCAGUCCCAAAUGGGAAAAAGAUUGCCAGGAAAGUGAUGAAGCAUUGGGCCCAACAAUGAUGAGUUGGAAUGCAGUUGAAAAGUUAUGCGCAAAAUCUGCAAAUGCCAUUGAGACGAAAGGUUUCAAUAAAAAGGAUCUGGAGUUAGCUCUUUCUCCCAUUCAUAACAGCAGUGCCCUUCCCACCACUGGACGCUCUUGUGUAAACCUUGCUAAAAAAUGCUUCUCUGGGGAAGUUUCUUGGGAAGCAGUAGAACUGGAUGUAAAUAAUAUAAAUAUGGACACUGACACAAGUCAGUUAGGUUUCCAUCAGUCAAAUCAGUGGGCUGUGGAUUCUGGUGGGAUAUCUGAAGAGCACCUUGGGAAAAGAAGUUUAAAAAGAAAUUUUGAGUUGGUUGACUCCAGUCCUUGUAAAAAAAUUAUACAGAAUAAAAAAACUUGUGUAGAGUAUAAGCAUAACGAAAUGACAAAUUGUUAUACAAAUCAAAAUACAGGCUUAACAGUUGAAGUGCAGGACCUUAAGCUAUCAGUGCACAAAAGUCAACAAAAUGACUGUGCUAAUAAGGAGAACAUUGUCAAUUCUUUUACUGAUAAACAACAAACACCAGAAAAAUUACCUAUACCAAUGAUAGCAAAAAACCUUAUGUGUGAACUCGAUGAAGACUGUGAAAAGAAUAGUAAGAGGGACUACUUAAGUUCUAGUUUUCUAUGUUCUGAUGAUGAUAGAGCUUCUAAAAAUAUUUCUAUGAACUCUGAUUCAUCUUUUCCUGGAAUUUCUAUAAUGGAAAGUCCAUUAGAAAGUCAGCCCUUAGAUUCAGAUAGAAGCAUCAAAGAAUCCUCUUUUGAAGAAUCAAAUAUUGAAGAUCCACUUAUUGUAACACCAGAUUGCCAAGAAAAGACCUCACCAAAAGGUGUCGAGAACCCUGCUGUACAAGAGAGUAACCAAAAAAUGUUAGGUCCUCCUUUGGAGGUGCUGAAAACGUUAGCCUCUAAAAGAAAUGCUGUUGCUUUUCGAAGUUUUAACAGUCAUAUUAAUGCAUCCAAUAACUCAGAACCAUCCAGAAUGAACAUGACUUCUUUAGAUGCAAUGGAUAUUUCGUGUGCCUACAGUGGUUCAUAUCCCAUGGCUAUAACCCCUACUCAAAAAAGAAGAUCCUGUAUGCCACAUCAGCAGACCCCAAAUCAGAUCAAGUCGGGAACUCCAUACCGAACUCCGAAGAGUGUGAGAAGAGGGGUGGCCCCCGUUGAUGAUGGGCGAAUUCUAGGAACCCCAGACUACCUUGCACCUGAGCUGUUACUAGGCAGGGCCCAUGGAUUUCUGACUUCCGGUCCUGCGGUAGACUGGUGGGCACUUGGAGUUUGCUUGUUUGAAUUUCUAACAGGAAUUCCCCCUUUCAAUGAUGAAACACCACAACAAGUAUUCCAGAAUAUUCUGAAAAGAGAUAUCCCUUGGCCAGAAGGUGAAGAAAAGUUAUCUGAUAAUGCUCAAAGUGCAGUAGAAAUACUUUUAACCAUUGAUGAUACAAAGAGAGCUGGAAUGAAAGAGCUAAAACGUCAUCCUCUCUUCAGUGAUGUGGACUGGGAAAAUCUGCAGCAUCAGACUAUGCCUUUCAUCCCCCAGCCAGAUGAUGAAACAGAUACCUCCUAUUUUGAAGCCAGGAAUACUGCUCAGCACCUGACUGUAUCUGGAUUUAGUCUGUAGCACAAAAAUUUUCCUUUUAGUCUAGCCUUGUGUUAUAGAAUGAACUUGCAUAAUUAUAUACUCCUUAAUACUAGAUUGAUCUAAGGGGGAAAGAUCAUUAUUUAACCUAGUUCAAUGUGCUUUUAAUGUACGUUACAGCUUUCACAGAGUUAAAAGGCUGAAAGGAAUAUAGUCAGUAAUUUAUCUUAACCUCAAAACUGUAUAUAAAUCUUCAAAGCUUUUUUCAUUUAUUUAUUUUGUUUAUUGCACUUUAUGAAAACUGAAGCAUCAAUAAAAUUAGAGGACACUAUUGAGAGUGAGCCACUAGCUUGAUUUUCUUUCUCCUCUGAUUUCAGUUCACUGUUCAGUUUAGCAUUAAAAUAAUAAAAUAAUCAUACAGUUCCAUUUGAUUGUAAUUUACUUGCAUAUGAUUACCUUCAAAAGCUGUGUUCUUGAGGGCAAUCAUUUAAGGCCAUACUUGUGACCUCAGAAAUGCAGCUGGAAGGCCGGGCGCAGUGGCUCACGCAUGUAAUCCCAGCACUGUGGGAGGCCGAGGCAGGCUGAUCUUGAGGUCAGGAGUUCAAGACCAUCCUGGCCAACAUAAUGAAACCCCAUCUCUACUGUAAAUACACAAAUUAGCCGGGCAUGUUGGUGGGCGCCUGUAGUCCCAGCUACUCUGGAGGCUGAGGCAGGAGAAUCGCUGGAACCCAGGAGGAGGAGGUUGUGGUGAGCCAAGAUCGUGCCACUGCACUCCAGCCUGGGCAACAGAACAAGACUCCGUCUCAAAAAAAUAAAGGCAGCUGGAAAAUUCCUUCACUUAGUAACUCCUUUGGGGAAUAAGGAAUAAACAAAAAGACUAAGGCUUUCACUUACUUUACUAAUGAUACGGUUUUGCCACCUUAAUUUCUAUUGGUGCGUAGUCCACAAUAUGUAUUUGUUUAAAAUGGUACUGGAGGACGGGUGCGAUGGCUCAUGCCUGUAAUCCCGGCACUUUGGGAGGCUGAGGCAGGCAAGUCGCUUGAGGCCUGGAGUUUGAGACCAGCCUGGCCAACAUGGCAAAACCUGGUCUCUACUAAAAAUAGAAAAAUUAGCCAGGUAUGGUGACGCACACCUGUAGUCCCAGCUACUUGGGAGGCUGAGGCAUGAGAAUCGCUUGAACCCAGGAGGUGGAGAUUGCAGUGAGCUGAGAUCACAUCACUGCAUUUCAGCCUGGGCAACAGAAUGAGACUCAGUCUCAAAAAAAAAAAAAAUACUACUGGAACAAUUAGGUGUGAUAUAAUGUAGCAAUUUGAAUAGCUUGUUCAAUUUUAAUAGAAAAUGUGAUGCUUUACAUCUUAUUGUCAUUUAUUUAAAACAUGCAACAUUAUCAGAAACAGAUUGGUCCUUAAAAAACAAAACAUAAUUUUCUUUUGCUUAAUAAAUAUAACUAUCACAAGUA
Messenger RNA from Homo sapiens (human), 4635 nucleotides. It is a transcript of the gene MASTL, whose product is annotated as microtubule associated serine/threonine kinase like. Bases 711 to 3218 code for a protein of 835 amino acids. Gene Ontology annotation, molecular function: protein serine/threonine kinase activity; ATP binding; transmembrane transporter binding. The transcript has 13 exons. The record is from RefSeq and is a predicted model, not a curated record. NCBI's taxonomy places the organism in Eukaryota, Metazoa, Chordata, Mammalia, Primates, Hominidae. Gene Ontology annotation, cellular component: centrosome; nucleus; cleavage furrow.